ACCAUUCGAAAAUGGCGCGUGUUGUUUUGUAGAUUGUUUUGCCAGAUUUUAUUCUUUUAUGGCUUUUAGUAAGGGUUUUAGCCUGUUAAUUUUGAYAAUAUUUUGUUUAUCUAUUGUAAAAMCCGCCAAUGUGGAUGUCGUUGCAGUCUCAGAGAAAUUAUUGUGCCGGCAGUGUGGUCAUGAAAUUACAUCAUCUGAUCAUAUACACAAUAUUGGCAGCAAUCUUGCCCUGAGACAAAGAAAUGACACGAUAGUGGGUGACAAAAGAUGUCUUGUACAGCUGUUUAAAAAUCCAAUUGGUCACCAUUUUGAAUUAAUUACAGCAAAGUCAGCUUCUCUUCUUCUGCAUGGCAAGGCACACUUAGAGCAUUCGUGGUUUCCUGAAUAUGCAUGGAAAAUUGCAACAUGUCCACAAUGUGGAGUUCACUUGGGAUGGAGCUUUGAAAACCCAAAUCCGCCACCAACAAAACCUACUGCAGAGGAAAAUACAACCAAGAAAAAAAAGCAGCCAUAUGCUUUUGUAGGACUCAUAUUUCCUCAUCUUAUUCAGGAAAAUUGUGAGUGGAUUUGCAUGAAGUGGGUUAUAAUGUCUGCUAACAGAAUGUAGUUUAUAAUCUGGUGAAAGAAUUGUCUCAUCUGUGUGGUAAUGUGCCUUUACAUUGAAGCAAGACCACCAGUCAAGUUGCAAUGAUAUCAUGGGAAAAUGAAUAA
Exaiptasia diaphana is the source of this 711-nucleotide messenger RNA. RefSeq names its product protein cereblon-like. The transcript is spliced from 5 exons. NCBI's taxonomy places the organism in Eukaryota, Metazoa, Cnidaria, Anthozoa, Actiniaria, Aiptasiidae. The coding region runs from base 59 to 607 and encodes 182 amino acids. The record is from RefSeq and is a predicted model, not a curated record.